AUGCCGGGCGACCACAUCCGCCCGUCUAUAUCUGCCAUCGCCGAGCCGUUCCGGCAUGCUCCCGACCCGGCCGCCCGGUUGGAGAUAAGCGUGACGCAUGCGGCCCACCCCCUCCCUAAAAGGUACAUCGAGGUGGCCCCUAAAGAUACGGGACACACAGACACAGACGCCAUCCUGACCAGGCUGGCGGUUCCCAGCGAGCAGAGCGGCCCGCCCGGCGGCGGGCGGGCGUUAGUCGUGGCCAGUGAAGCCGGCCGCCCCCCUGCGAGUCAUCCCUCCCUGGAAUCGGCAGCGGGCGGCGGCGGCGGCGCAGGAGGACACGCCCUACUUGUGGCCCAUCCUAUCCGCCUCUCGACCGCUUUGGGCCGGCUGCUGGCCGAGACGGAAAGAGGCAAAUACCACGGUCCCAAGCGAAGGGGACCUAUGGCAAGGCUUGAUGGCGUUAGCAGUGGCGAUAAGGUGUGCCCAAGCAGGGGGAGGGGGGGCGUGGACGUCGUCGUCGACGGCACAUAG
Gaeumannomyces tritici R3-111a-1 is the source of this 513-nucleotide messenger RNA. RefSeq lists its product as hypothetical. NCBI's taxonomy places the organism in Eukaryota, Fungi, Ascomycota, Sordariomycetes, Magnaporthales, Magnaporthaceae. The coding region runs from base 1 to 513 and encodes 170 amino acids. The transcript is spliced from 5 exons. The record is from RefSeq and is a predicted model, not a curated record.